AUGAUUCCUUACACUCAAGAACAAAGCUCCCUGCUGCCGCCAUGUCAUGAUCUUGCUCCAAGGUUAAAUAGUGAUCCUAACACCAUCCCUCCCAUCUCUAUCCUCCAAGAUAUGCCCAACAGUGAGGAUAGCCUAGAUGAGGCCGAUAUUCAAGCCAUCUACCCACCAUAUCCGCUGGUGCAUAGGGCACCAAUCAAACCCGCUAUUCUGCCAAUUGAACUGGCCAUUCUCAUCCCUCUACCCCUGCUCCUGCUCCAGCCCCUGUCUGUUGCACAGGCCACUCAGAUUGAAGGCGAGGACGGGUAUAAUUGGGAAGUUGAGGGUGGACUGACUACGGAAAAGCGGAAGCUAGACAACUAA
This is a messenger RNA of Serpula lacrymans var. lacrymans S7.9, 360 nucleotides long. RefSeq lists its product as uncharacterized. The record is from RefSeq and is a predicted model, not a curated record. The coding region runs from base 1 to 360 and encodes 119 amino acids. The transcript is spliced from 3 exons. NCBI's taxonomy places the organism in Eukaryota, Fungi, Basidiomycota, Agaricomycetes, Boletales, Serpulaceae.